Coprinopsis cinerea okayama7#130 is the source of this 1158-nucleotide messenger RNA. RefSeq lists its product as hypothetical. NCBI's taxonomy places the organism in Eukaryota, Fungi, Basidiomycota, Agaricomycetes, Agaricales, Psathyrellaceae. The record is from RefSeq and is a predicted model, not a curated record. The transcript is spliced from 4 exons. The coding region runs from base 1 to 1158 and encodes 385 amino acids.
AUGGAAUCCUCACGCCCACCACUCCCUCCAGGCUGUCGUCUAGUUCAAAGGCUGGCGUGUUACAUCCUGCGACUGGUGCGCGAGCAGCUCUCUCCUGGACAUCCACCUACCGAAUGGCCCGCGGACAUCCCCCUGCGCCUCCAAAUUGAGUGCCAUCGAAUCGUCGCCGUUGUCGUGAGAGCGUUUAGGGACGCGGAGCAAUUGGAGUGGUCUGUGUCUGACUUCAAGGCGCUCCAAGGGACGCUCACGGAAACACAGUUGCUCGCGCGUUUUCCUCCCGCCUUCCCGCGAAAGCGUGACGGAACCGCCAUUCUCAAAGACGAGCCGUUUAUCAUCGUUGACAAAGCUGGACGGAUCCUUAUGUGGUACUUGCCCAACAUAAUCUCUGCAACUCGCCGGGAGAUAAUACUCGACGCCAUCAAAUGGCUCUCCUAUGGGCCAUCAGUUUCUCCUCUAUCUGCAUCCUCUCCUCAAGACAGACGCAAGCACAACGGUACCUUCACAGAAUCCACAUCUGAUGUCAGAAGCGGGGUCGCCACCUUUGCUUCCUGUUGGCCUACUCUUCCCGGUGACCCCGAGCACUCUAAGUCGGUAUACGCGCCUUCUUCAACGUUUUUGGAUCCCAACCAGGGCGGUCUGGACUUUCUGGAGAGGAUUUCCGAAAGCUUGGCCGUUCUCGGUGCCAUCCUAGCAGCGAUCAACCCCGCCCAGUUCGAAGCCGGUCUCGACGUACUUGCGUCGCUCGAUGCCGGAAUAAUCAAAAGCGGAAACCGUGAACUCCUUCAGCGAGUGCUGAAGGACUGGUCGACCCCCUUCACCGCCUUCUCUGUUGUCAACAACCGAGACACCGAACCUCAUCGAGACCUGAAGUCCCCCUCUUGGGCAUACGAUCUCCUCUAUACGGAUGGGUUUUAUAUCGAUGGAAGGCUCGAGGUCACAUCGCUCGGCGUACGAUGUCGAUACAACCCCGGUACGGUAGUCGCGUUGAUUGCGUCCGUGUUCGUCCACGGAAUCGCUCCUGUACAGGGCUCGCGCGUCGGUAUUUCCCAGUUCUUCCGUCAAGUCAUGGUGGAGCAAACUCCAUUCUCUCGCCUUCCAAGACCACUGACCUUUCAUGAUUACGCUCAUUUCUUUAAGGGUACCCACUUCUUCGCCUAG